This is a messenger RNA of Amaranthus tricolor (Joseph's coat), 1290 nucleotides long. RefSeq names its product cytokinin riboside 5'-monophosphate phosphoribohydrolase LOG8. Gene Ontology annotation, molecular function: hydrolase activity, hydrolyzing N-glycosyl compounds. The transcript has 7 exons. The record is from RefSeq and is a predicted model, not a curated record. NCBI's taxonomy places the organism in Eukaryota, Viridiplantae, Streptophyta, Magnoliopsida, Caryophyllales, Amaranthaceae. Gene Ontology annotation, biological process: cytokinin biosynthetic process. Gene Ontology annotation, cellular component: nucleus; cytosol. The coding region runs from base 362 to 1012 and encodes 216 amino acids.
AUACUAUAGAAGGAAUGGAAAAUUUGCUUUGUUUCGUUAUCCUUGCAACUCAUAACAAUUGAGUAUUUGAGAGGGGACAUAAUAAUAUAUAGGUCUGUCUGCAUUCUCAGACUUUUCAGUUUUCUCUCCAUAUCAGUAUUGAUAUUGUUUGCUUCUUUAAGCUCAUCCUUCUAUAACAAUAUUUGGAGACCAUCGUAUCCUCUACCAAAAUCUCCUAUUUUGUUAUCUUUCUGGGAUUUCCACUUUUUGUUGAUCUACAAAUCUCUGUUGGGCUUGUCUUUUUAUACAAUUUACGUUAUCCAUUACAUUUUUUCUCGCCUAUGAUUUGAGAAUUUUCUAAAAACUAUCAAUCUUUUCUACAAUGGAAGACAAUAAUACAGGAACUAAAUUCAAAAGGGUUUGUGUAUUUUGUGGGAGUAAUCCUGGUAAUAGACAAGUUUUCAGUGACGCUGCCAUUGAAUUGGGGAAUGAACUGGUGAAAAGGAAGAUGGAUUUGGUUUAUGGAGGUGGAAGUGUUGGAUUAAUGGGCUUAAUCUCUAGGAGAGUCUUUAAUGGAGGCUGCCAUGUUUUGGGUGUCAUCCCCAAAGCUCUCAUGCCUUAUGAGAUAUCAGGAGAAUCUGUUGGGGAAGUAAGAGUUUGUGCAGACAUGCAUGAACGGAAAGCAGAAAUGGCUCGAGAAGCCGAUGCCUUCAUAGCUCUUCCUGGAGGGUAUGGUACAAUGGAAGAAACUCUGGAGAUGAUAACCUGGGCUCAACUUGGAAUACACAAAAAGCCGGUGGGCCUUCUGAAUGUAGAUGGUUAUUAUGACUGUUUACUUCAACUUUUUGACAAUGGUGUGAAGGAAGGAUUCAUCAAAGCAGAUGCACGCGAUAUAGUCGUAUCUUCCCCCAACGCGGAAGAGCUUUUGACAAAAAUGGAGAAAUUUACACCUUCCCACGAGCAUAUCGCGCCCCAUGAAAGCUGGCAAAUGCAACAACUGGGUAACUAUCCAAGCCAACAAAGUGAACAUUGAUUGAUCUCCAAGAAUUGGAGGUAUACAUACAUAUAAUAUCUAGAUUGAUUGAGAUAAGAUUGCACCAUUAUUGAAGUUUGUUUUAGGAGAUAAAAGUAAGGCCUAAAAUAAGGCCAAGUUUGCCUGUUUGGUAAUGCUUUUUGCUGCUUGCUUGUAACAAAUUGGAUUUGAUAUGAUGUUUGUCAAUUGAAACUUUAUUAUUAGGUAUAAGGUAUAAGGUAUAAGGUACUUACUAUCUAUAUUCAAUGGAGUAAUGUUUUGUUUGUUGCAACUUGCAA